AUGAGCAGGCUUUCUUCACACUUUCUCUCCACAAAAAGCUUCGUAAAUCUGAUAUUCAUACCCCUCUCGACAGUCGCAUUCGCUCCAACUAUGGCAGGAGGAGUAGCUCGCGAAUUUCUUAAUGCUAUCAACGGGUUUCCUGUACUGUCACCCCCUUUUGUGGCCACAUUCCACGGCCCCAUCUACCGUUUGCGCAUGCCGCUGCCAGCGUCAUGGGUGACGGUUUACGGCGUCAUUGUCCCUAUCUUCUGUCGGGUAGCCCUUUCCAACCAAGCACAUUGGUUCGUCGACCUUUGUGUGGAGGGACUCACCUGGUGUUUUGGCCGAGGGUGGGAAAGUUUUGCCCUGCAUGCCGGGUUUCAACCAGGUGACGAGCUCAUGUUCGCCUAUCAAAGCGAUGGGCUCUUCAUUGUCAGUCUUUUCGACAACGGACCUCCACUUUCAUUAUUCGACGAUCCGGGUAUGGUGUACUUUGAUGUGUGUUUCCAUUCAUACCACUUUUCGGAAAAAAUAAAUAUACUAACUCUUAGGCGUGAUGUAGUUGUCGCAGUUGCGGAUGUACAAGGUUUGGACGCGCUUCCGGACAUUCAACAACUCUCCGCCGAGUAGGAUGCGGCCACGACAGCGAUGACAGCCGCCGCCCACAUGCCGUUCCCCCCCACCGAGAUCGUUGAGUUAGUCGAAGGUGCAGACGAAAUGCUGCAGUGUUUCCCAUCCCCGUUGUGGAGACACAUGUCGGUAAGAACCCGCAACUUGAAUAUGGCUGUUGGCCGGCCGAUCAACCAAACCGGCCUUGUCCUGCAAGAUGCGACAUAACCGCUGAAAUGUGUUACGAUCCAUCCUCAGGUUGCUUAUGCAAUUCCUGUCAGUUAACCCAAACAAUCGGUCCAUGUGCUUAACUUGGGUCGGGAGUUUUGAUUUCAUGCUGUAGGCGAUGGCUGCACGUCCACCCCAUCCCUUAUUCUGCGAAGAAAUCAUUGUGCGGACCAUGUUCAAGACCAUAAGCAGAUCCUGUUGCUGGGUAUGGACGAUGUACUCCACCAUAAUGACAAUGGCCUCUGUCUCCUUUCUUUUU
Messenger RNA from Salvia splendens (bonfire salvia), 1075 nucleotides. RefSeq lists its product as uncharacterized. The record is from RefSeq and is a predicted model, not a curated record. The transcript is spliced from 3 exons. Lineage: Eukaryota; Viridiplantae; Streptophyta; Magnoliopsida; Lamiales; Lamiaceae. Bases 1 to 609 code for a protein of 202 amino acids. Gene Ontology annotation, molecular function: DNA binding.